AUGAAUCAAAUUAAAGAUUACUUUUCAAAUUGGUUUGGAUCUGAAGAGGCAGAGAUUACCGGUGAGAUUCCAUCACCGCAAUGGGAGAUCAGUGGAGAGAACUUUUCAUUGGAUGGUCCAAUACCUGUUGAUGCUAGCAGCGAAGAUAAAUAUAUAUGUAGAUGUGGUCAGUCAAAGAACUAUCCUUAUUGCGACAACUCUCAUCUCAGCUACAAUCAGAACAACGGUACAAACAUAGGCCCACUGAAAAUCAAUCAAGAGAAAGACAGAGUUGUUUACGUAUGUCGAUGUGGUCACUCAAAAGAAAGACCUUUUUGUGGUAUGAAUAAGAAUGAUCAUGAGAAUGUUAUAGAUUAUGUAUUUGUUGUUAUGGUAUUUACUACUUUUGCGAUCUUUGGUGCAAAAGCAUAUGAAACUCAUUAA
Molecule: messenger RNA, 423 nt
Organism: Heterostelium album PN500
Lineage: Eukaryota; Evosea; Eumycetozoa; Acytosteliales; Acytosteliaceae
Exons: 2
Coding region: 1-423 (140 amino acids)
Cellular component (GO): intracellular membrane-bounded organelle
Molecular function (GO): 2 iron, 2 sulfur cluster binding
Source: RefSeq, a predicted model, not a curated record